GUUUGAGUGCAUAUGAGGAAGUGUCAGUCUGUCUGCAGCGUGUUUCUGCAAUGGGGUUUCUGUGAUUGAGGUUGAAUCCUUUGUGUUGUGAUGUCGCAGCUUUAUAUUGAUAAACUGAAGCGUCUUUAUGAGCGCUAUCAGGAGUAUGUGAGAAAGAACCCCGCGACCACGGCUCAUCUCGAGAGCACAGCGCGCACGCUGAGUUACCUGAUCGCAGGUCGCUUCUCAGACUCUCAUGAACUCUCAGAGUUGGUGUAUUCAGCAUCCAACCUGUUAGUGCUGCUGAACGAUGGCAUCUUACGGAAGAGUCUCUCUCGGACGUUGCCUGUGUCUCUCUCUCAACAGAGGCUGUUAACCUGGUUGUCGGUUCUGGAGUAUGUGGAGGUUUUCACAGAGAUGGGGGCAAACAAGCUGUGGGGGGAGGCUGGACGCUGGCUCGUCAUUGUUCUUAUUCAGACUGCCAAAGCGAUCCUGCGCUGUCUCCUGCUUUUCUGGUACAAAUCAGGCAUUCAGACAUCACCGCCUAUAAUUCCUCUGGACAGGAAUUCACAGCUCUGUAGUGGAGAGAAGAACACAGAAGAGGAGGAGGAGGAGGAGGACACUACUUUUGUAGGGCAGCGUUCAGGCAGAGUUGUACGACCAUUGGGAAGUGCGCCAAAAUUACAGUCUCGUCUUUGGGGUCUCCCUCGGGAAAAUAAAAUAAACAGGAAUCAGGAAGAGGGGCUCCACUCAAGCCCCACCCCUCUGGGUCUGCAAGGAACUAUCGCAGAGUCCCUGUACAUCGCACGGCCUCUGGUUCAUUUGGCCAGUCUCGGGCUUUGCGGAAAACGUUCCUGGAAACCGUGGAUCAUCUCUGGCCUCUUAGAGAUAACCAGUUUCAGUUUGUUGAGUGACAUGAAGACACUGAACCGCAGAGAGCGGGCGGAGAUGAGGAGACGUGCCUUCCUUCUCCUUUACUACCUGCUCCGUUCCCCCUUCUAUGACCGAUACUCUGAGACAAAGGUCCUCUUCCUUCUGCGCUUUUUGGCAGAUUAUGUUCCUGGAGUCGGUUUGGUUGCACGUCCACUGAUGGACUACUUGCCCAUUUGGCAGAAGAUCUACUUUUAUAACUGGGGCUGACAUCAAAGUAAAGCAUUCACAGGUCAACACAGCCAAACUGUUAAUAGGAGGAAACGAUUUGCUGGAUGCUACGACUACUUAAGGACUAAAAUCACACAUGUGCCAGAACAUUACCACCUUAAUCAAGGAUUUUUACAAUUAAAGCGUUUCUUUUAGUUUUCAUAUCAUUUUAUGCAUUAUUAGCCUUCUGACACAUUGUUUGCACUGAUAAACUUCUGUUAGCCACACUUUUGUCCAUUCGUAUAUCCCUCAUUCAACAUGAAUGCCUUCCUUCCCAUUUAGAUGAUGAUAUCCAGGGAAUGGCAUUACUGUACAGAAUAACUGACUGGCUGAGAUGAAGUCAGUUAUACAGCUGUUUCUUUGUUUUAUUUUUGUUUUCAUUCAGUUUUGUCACAUUAAAUCUUUUAAAAAUAGCUGCAUUUACUAAUUAAAAUGUAAUUAUUUACAAAGUCAAAAUGUUCCCCCAUGUUUUACAGGACUUAUAUGACUUAUGUCUAUACCAGCAUUAGGAGCAUUAAAGGAGUUGUUCACCCAAAAAUAAAAAUGUCAUUAUUUACUCUCAUUCCAAACAUGUAUGCUUUUUUUUUUUUUUUUUUUUCAGUGGAACACAAAAUAUUUUUUUUGAAGAUUUGUUAUGCAGUUCUUGACAUACAUUUACAUUUAUGCAUUUGGCAGACGCUUUUAUCCAAAGUGACUUGCAGUUCAUUUCAAGGUUUACAUUUGAUCAGUUUGUAUGUUUUAUACAAGGACAAAAAGUCAAGUCAAGCUCUUUAUUGUCAUUGUACAGGUACAACAAAAUUAUUUAAUUUAAGGAGAAAAACACAAAGGCACCAUAAAUGUCUAGCACUAGUCAUGUGGAGUAGCUUUGUAGUGCUUGUAAAUAAUGACAGAAUUUUCGCAUGGGGUGAACUAGUCCUUUAAUAAUGAGGUGUUCUUUCACUGUGUGAAACAGACUCAUUAAAGUCUCUGUUUAAAAAUCCAUUAUUUUGAGACCUGAAGCAAAGAAGAAGCAUAACUGUUUUGAAAUUCUGAAAGUAUGAAAUGGUUAAUUGGUUUUGUAUAUACCUCUAUGCCUUUAAUAAAUCUUUAAAUAAGA
Myxocyprinus asiaticus (Chinese sucker) is the source of this 2215-nucleotide messenger RNA. RefSeq names its product peroxisomal membrane protein PEX16. Gene Ontology annotation, cellular component: peroxisomal membrane. The coding region runs from base 91 to 1119 and encodes 342 amino acids. Gene Ontology annotation, biological process: peroxisome organization. The record is from RefSeq and is a predicted model, not a curated record. The transcript has 11 exons. Lineage: Eukaryota; Metazoa; Chordata; Actinopteri; Cypriniformes; Catostomidae.